UUGUUGUUGUUGUUCUAUUGUUCGAUGUCUACCAUGUAUCGUACAGGUAUGAUGCUUCUUUUCAUCUUUCCCAGCCGACCGGGGAUCUCGGGACAGAUUCAUUUACGAUGCUUGGUUUUGUCCAAAUUCGAAAAGAGUUGUUUCUCUUGUCCCGAUGUAUGGCCUUUACUUUUCUACCAAGUUCUACCCGGACCCUUUCCAUCAGCCCCGCCCCCCUCGCAAAAGGUCACGAUCGUGGUAUCUCGUUUGUCUCAACGAAGCAAGGUUUGACCUGUGGCUCCAUAGGGGGUACUUUAAAUUGCUUUAAAUGCCAUAUAACCGUUCCACCUUUGCUAUCCUCCCCCCCUCCAGGCCCUACUCCCCGACCCGAUAACACACUCUAGCUUGCUAAAAUCAGGUUUUGGAUAUGCCUGCCAUUGACUUGCAUUGGGCCAUGCGGGUAUUCUCUUUUACUAAAAGCUAACCAUUUACCUUUUUGAUUGUUGUUAAAAGUUACCCCGGGGGUACCUUGAUAUACUCGAUUCCAAUUUCACUAUCAUACAAACAAGAGAGGUUGUUCUUAG
Zychaea mexicana is the source of this 563-nucleotide messenger RNA. RefSeq lists its product as uncharacterized. Bases 108 to 383 code for a protein of 91 amino acids. NCBI's taxonomy places the organism in Eukaryota, Fungi, Mucoromycota, Mucoromycetes, Mucorales, Lichtheimiaceae. The record is from RefSeq and is a predicted model, not a curated record. The transcript has a single exon.